ACAGCACGUCCAGCAUCAUACAUGUAUACAUGUAUCGCCAUACCACAUCGCCGUUAACUUCAACGACACUAUCCUAUACGGUCGAUACAACUACAACACAGAGCCGCUCUACUAUCAAUCGACCCGUACGGAGAAUAAUCCUCUAGAAAUUCUCUAGACUAGUACUUUGCGCAUCAUGUCGAGACAGAUCAUUCAUUGGACACCUCCACCCGUGACGAUCAAUUAUCAAGCUCUCCCACCCUUAGUAAAGAUACAAAACCAGAAACUUCUGCGUCGAAGCCAGUCGCAACGGGUCUAUGCAGUGAAGGAGGUAUCCAUCCCCCUUCAGGGCGAUCAAAAGACCCUGAAGGGCGAGUUUCGCAAUCUCGAGUGGCUUGGAGAUGCGGUACUGUCUCAUUUCUCGACCGAGAUACUACUGGAGAGAUGGCCCGACUUAUCUACUGGGUCCUUGACACGUGUGAAAGCUGCUCUUAUUCGGAACAUCACUCUCUCGCACGUGUCUUUCCACCUUGGUAUACAUGGUCAUCCCGAACAUAUGGAGGAACCCGCCUCGCAAUCCCUUGCGGCGGACUCGUUUGAAGCUUAUAUCGGGGCACUUUAUAAAGACGCUCAGAGACGCGGAAAGCCGCAUCUCGUUCGACAUUGGCUCCAGAAGCUUUGGUCCCCCGCAGUAUUUCCCAACUUGGAGGAAGUAGCCACAAGCCAACCCCCAACAAUUGCGAAAGGGGAGAAAGCUAGGGGGAAGGGAAAUCAGCUCAAGGGGAAAGAGGAACCGCCUGUGCAGCUAUCCAAGGUUAAACCGAACUCGCUUGUUGGCUUGCUGGAAGCAAACAUAAACACGUUGGCUUUGGAAGCAGGGAAAGAAGCCGAAAAGAAGGCCACCGCCGACGUAGAGGUUGGCAAAGCUGCUACCAAAGCGACCCCGGUCCCCUCCAAAGCAUCUUCUCCUAAGCCGAAGCCGAAGCCGGAAGUCACCAUCCGAGCCAGCACUAAGCUUCAGGGCGAUCAACCGAAGAUAAAGAAGAAAGCUGAAGUUAUAAAGGCCAAGGCAUCUCCCGCUACUUCCACUCCGACGCCCAAGUUGAAGAAGCAUAAGAAGCAGCCUGACCUGGUCUGACCGGAGUGGCAUCCCGAUUGACCAACGAACGCGUCUUCUCUGACGAGCUGGAGUAUAGCAUAACCGUCCGAUAGAUAUUACGAAUGUUAAGAAAUCGUCUAAUAUGUGGGCUUGUGUCCUGAGCAGCUUUGUAAUACUCGUAUACGUCUGAUGUAAUUGAACAUGUCCUAACGAUCGAAACAAACUUUCAC
Molecule: messenger RNA, 1308 nt
Organism: Filobasidium floriforme
Lineage: Eukaryota; Fungi; Basidiomycota; Tremellomycetes; Filobasidiales; Filobasidiaceae
Product: ribonuclease III domain-containing protein
Exons: 4
Coding region: 176-1117 (313 amino acids)
Biological process (GO): regulation of gene expression; rRNA processing
Cellular component (GO): nucleus
Molecular function (GO): double-stranded RNA binding; ribonuclease III activity
Source: RefSeq, a predicted model, not a curated record